CAAGAUGGCAAUGCAGUGCUCAAACCCGCUUGUUACCAGAGGAACAGAUACAAAUUCAAGCAGGCACAAGUGAAAGCAGCCUUUGCAUCAAUUGAGUCAUCCCUUCUCUCUCUCUCUCUUUGUCUCUUUGACUCAGUUUCACUCUGGUUUAUGAGUCGAAACAUACUCAUAGUAUAACUGGCACCAUUCACAUCAUAACCUAUAAAGCUUCCACUUUUUCUGGGUCACCUGGCUUCCUCAAACACAGAGAAACAAUUCACUAUUAUAUUAAACAUGUGCCUCCUCAGAAUAAAAGUGUUGUAUAUUGAGAAAGAAACACACACAGGGAAAUAAGGCUUUGGCACACCCAGCACUCUCACAAUACUGAGAUUUUAAAGAUAUAAAUGUUUACAUGAAGCAUAUUUCUAUUCAUUUUAUUUCUUUGGUAAGGACACGUUUCUGUUAAAUAAAGGACAUUAUGUGUUCACUAGUCUUGCAUUCAUGGGACGGUGUGUCAACAUCUGCCCCAAUUGACAAUCCACAGGCCUGUUUAUGUAGCGGAUUUCCUGUCUGGCCCAGCAAACCAUCAGAACGGUGGCUAUCUGUGCUAGUAAUUAUCUUGACGUGCAUGUUGAACUGUAGUUGAGGGCAGAGUGUGCAUAUCUGCGGCGUAUGGGAGGAAGUCUGACCCAAGAGAAAAUAGCUGCGACUUCCUGACUGAACGUUUGCAAUGAGGAAGAGUCUUACAGGGAGGGGCAAAGACUCCAUUAGCUUGUCAACGACACACUUUCAUCUGCGGCACAGCUAUUUUCAUGCUGAGAUGACUUCCAAGACUUCCAUGUUUGCUGACUGGUACAGUCAUAUAAUCUGAUGUGUACGUGUGCCAGACUCUGAGUUGCUUUCACUGACUUCGCUGGAUUCUCCCACAUGCUGCUUGAACAGUGAGUUUGUCAUCUUGACCUUUACAGGCCUUCCUAGUGUUUUUCCACUCAUUCGACAUGGACAGUGAGGAUUCAGACAAGGUCCAGAUCGGCGAAAACAAAUUUGUAAGCAAGAGCAUUCUGCUCUCACAGCUCAGCACAUACAACCUUUACUACAAAGGAGAAGCCCUCCAGUUAAGACACAGAGAGGAGGAAGGAGAGUUGAUCAUUGAGGGUUUGCUCAAUGUUUUUUGGGGCGUACAGCGGCCAAUCAGACUGCAGAUGCAGGACGAGAAAGAGGCAGGCAGGCCACGCCCCUCACUAACAUCUCUGAGUUCAGAAACGGAUAUGGACACAUACAAUGAGGUCGCUUCAACAGAUGACCAAUCAAAAGACUUCGGUGAAGGAGAAAAGGAAGAGGCAGGUGAGGAGCAGCAGGAGCCCACACAGUCCGAUCGUCUCGCCAGGGCCAGGAGUGAUGUCGGCGGAAGGAGAAUCAGCGGACGACGGCUUGGAAUCAGGAGACUCAAGAGACACCGAUGCUCCUUCAACGGCCACUUUUAUAACCACAAGACGGCAGUAUUUACGCCUAAAUUCGGCUCUGUGACCAACGUCCGCGUCAACAGCUGUAUGACGACAACACAGGUCAUGAGGGUGCUGCUCAACAAGUUCAAGAUUGAGAACUGCCCGGAUGAAUUCAGCCUUUAUAUCGUCCACACCAGCGGAGAGAGACAUCAGCUGAAGCCGAAUGACCAUCCUUUGGCGCUCAGAGUUUUGAAAGGCCCUUGUGAACAGGUCAGCAAAAUGUUCCUAAUGGAGACGAACCAGGUGGAAGAGGUCACCCAUGAUGUGGCACAAUACAUCAAGUUUGAGCUUCCUGUUUUACAAAGCUUCAUUGCUAAACUGCAAGAGGAAGAAGAAAGAGAGAUGCAGAAAGUGAAGAAGAGGUAUGCAGAUAUCCGCCGUAUCAUCAAGAAAUACAUGCAGAAUUUAGCCGAUUGAACUACUGUUACAUGAUGAAGCUGUGCAGGCAUGUUUCACUCAUCAACACAAUCCUUAAAGCACCAACAGUGACAAAAUAGCGCUGUCUCAGGAAAAGGAACUUUUUUUUAAUUAUCACGUAAUAUAUAUAAUAUUAUAAUACAGCAGUAUCCAAAGGUACCAUGACUUUCUCUAAAUAUGCUUCAUUGGAUACACUGCACUGUACUUAGCUUUUUUUUUUUUACAAAGGAAAGCAAAUGGGUCA
Molecule: messenger RNA, 2145 nt
Organism: Carassius carassius (crucian carp)
Lineage: Eukaryota; Metazoa; Chordata; Actinopteri; Cypriniformes; Cyprinidae
Product: ras association domain-containing protein 2-like
Exons: 10
Coding region: 978-1901 (307 amino acids)
Biological process (GO): signal transduction; positive regulation of JNK cascade; regulation of non-canonical NF-kappaB signal transduction
Cellular component (GO): nucleus; cytoplasm
Source: RefSeq, a predicted model, not a curated record